AUGGCAAAUUUGGCCGCAGUCCAUUACACAGUUGACCCUUCCACCAACCCGGGCUCAUGGCCUCCACCGGCUCCAGAACAUGGCACUGCCAUUAUUUUCAGAGUCAAAGUUAUUUUUAUUAACGUCCACGGAGACUCCAACUUUCGAGUUCUUCAAACGGGCACAAACCAACAUGUUCACCAUGCAGUCAUGCAGGUAACUAAACACAUAGCUCGCGGCGUCUACCGAAUUAUCAGCAUGAAUGUCAGCGAGUAUUCAUGCGUGGUGGUUAUGUCAACUGAGAAAUCUAGGGAGGAGCUCAUGUUCAAGAAUGGAUUUCCUUGGGAUAGGGAAAGCGACCCUCAGCCAGAUGUUAUUUUGAAGUAG
Messenger RNA from Fusarium sp. VM40, 366 nucleotides. NCBI's taxonomy places the organism in Eukaryota, Fungi, Ascomycota, Sordariomycetes, Hypocreales, Nectriaceae. The record is from the annotation of a GenBank genome assembly.